Pyrus x bretschneideri (Chinese white pear) is the source of this 522-nucleotide messenger RNA. RefSeq lists its product as uncharacterized. The record is from RefSeq and is a predicted model, not a curated record. The coding region runs from base 1 to 522 and encodes 173 amino acids. NCBI's taxonomy places the organism in Eukaryota, Viridiplantae, Streptophyta, Magnoliopsida, Rosales, Rosaceae. The transcript has 2 exons.
AUGUCACCUUUCAAGGCGUUAUAUGGUAAAUCUUGUCGUACGCUUCUUUGUUGGUCAGAAGUUGGUGAGAGGGUAUCAGUGGGCCUAGAGAUUGUGAACGAGACUACUCAGAAUAUUCAGUUAUCCCCGUGGAAAGGUGUUGUACAGUUUGGUAAGAAAGGUAAGUUAAGUCCUCGAUAUAUCGGACUGUACCGGAUCACCGAGCAGGUCGAUGAAGUUGUUUACAGACUUGAGUUGCCUCCAGAGUUGUCAAAGGCGCACGAUGUUUUUCAUGUCUCUAUGUUUCACCAUUAUGUUUCUGAUCCGUCACACAUGAUAUCUCCUCAACCACUAGAAAUUAAUCCAGAUUUAACUUAUGAGGAGGAGCUAGUGACAAUUUUGGAUUGUAAGGAUAAGGUUCUGAGGAACAAAACUGUGCGUCUGGUGAAUGUUUUGUGGAGGAAUCACUUAAUGGAGGAAGCCACAUGGGAAACGGAGGAUCGUAUGCGAGAUAUGUAUCCACGCUUGUUUUAUGGAUAUUAG